Molecule: messenger RNA, 2300 nt
Organism: Nannospalax galili (Upper Galilee mountains blind mole rat)
Lineage: Eukaryota; Metazoa; Chordata; Mammalia; Rodentia; Spalacidae
Product: von Willebrand factor A domain-containing protein 5A-like
Source: RefSeq, a predicted model, not a curated record
GGGGUGAGCACUGCCAGCCUGAGAUCUCUGAGCCAGACAAACAAUCCUCCCCCUGGGGUUUUUCAGGGCAAUCUUCUAGAAAACAUAGUGUCCCAAUGGAGCGUUCUUGUGGCCUACUUACUUGCAGAAAGGAGCCAGUGCCACUGAAGAGCGUCUCUGUGACCCUGUCCAUCAAUGACUUUGUGGCUGGUGUCUCUGCAACCUUAAACUAUGAGAAUGAGGAGAAAGUCCCCUUGGAGGCCUUCUUUGUGUUCUCCAUGGAUGAAGACUCUGCUGUCUACAGCUUGGAGGCCUUGGUGGAUGGGAAGACAAUUGUGGCAGAACUGCAGGAGAAGAUGAAGGCUCAUAGCAGCUAUGAGUAUGCCCUCUCCCAGGGUCAGAAGGCCUACUUAUUGGAAGCAAACAACUAUUCCAGGGAUGUCUUCUCUUGCAAUGUUGGGAACCUGCAGCCUGGGGCCAAGGUGGCACUUACUCUGAAGUAUGUGCAGGAGUUGAAUCUGGAAGAAGAUGGGGCCCAGCGACACAUGUUCCCAGCAAUCCUGAAUCCUAGAUACCAGCUAUCUGACCGGUCUGGGGACAGUUGCCUGGAUAUGAAGACUCCCAUAGGCCCUUUGGAGGAUCUGCCCUACACACUCAGCCUGGUGGCCACCAUCAGCUCCCAGCACAGCAUAGAGAGGGUCCAAUCAAACUGUUCCUUGAAUCCUGUUGAGUACCUUGGACAAGAUAAGACUUCUGCCCAGGUUUCCUUGGCUGAAGGACACAAGUUUGAUCGGGAUGUGGAGCUCCUGAUUUACUACGGGGAAGUGCACAGCCCCAGUGUACCUGUGGAGAUGGGGAUGCCUGAAAUGAAUUGGAUGGGAGCUCCUUCUGCAAUGGUGGGGUUCUAUCCAGAUAUCUCAGAAGUAGAGAUCUCCAGUAGCUGUGGAAAAUUUGUCUUCCUCAUGGACCGCUCAGGAAGUAUGAACUCCCCCAUGAGUAACCAAGCCAGGUCUCAGCUGCAGAUAGAUGCUGCCAAGGAAACACUCACUCUUCUGAUGAAGAGUUUGCCUCUAGGCUGCUAUUUCAAUAUUUAUGGAUUUGGAUCUUCCUAUGAAUCAUUCUUUCCAACGAGUGUGCAGUACACUCAGAAAACAAUGGAGGAGCUUUUUGUUUUCACAGAUGGAGAAGUUAAUGACACAUUUACUCUCAUUAGUGAGGUUAAGUUAAACAGCAACUAUUGCAGAUGUUUCUCAUUUGGAAUUGAAGAAGGUGCCUCCACCAGUUUAAUAAAAGGCAUUGCCCAGGAAUCAUGGGGCUAUCCAGAGUUUAUCCCAGGCAAGGACAGGAUGCAGACCAAAGCUCUCAGAUCCCUGAAGUCUGCUCUACAGUCUGCAGUGGAGGGUAUCUGUCUUAGCUGGGAUUUGCCUGCUGGUCUGUCUGCUAACCGGCAUGCUCCAGAACAGACUGUCAUCUUUAGAGGUCAGAAGUUAAUCAUCUAUUCCCAGCUGACCUGUAAGUUCCCAUUAUUGCUAUUUCCUCUACUCUGUCAAGCAGAGGCCUCAGGAAAAGUGUGCCUCAAGUACACCCUCCAGGGCAAAAGUUUUGAGGAAGAGAUGAGAUUUUCCCUACAGCCCAAGGCAAAUCCCAGUUUCACCAUUCACCGUCUGGCUGCAAAGUCCUUGAUUCAGAACAAGGACUUGGGCUCCCAUCAGACCUCAGAAAGUGACAAAGAAGAUGUGUUGAAAGUCAGCAUUCUGUCUGGAGUCCUCAGCUCCUUCACAGCUUUUGUUGCCAUAAACAAGGAGCUCAACCAGCCAGUGCAGGGGCCCCUGGCUCAGAGGAACAUUUCAAUGUCAACGCUGUUCUCAUCACUUUGUCCAAGUCAAAGAAAGAGAGUGAAUUGUAUGCCUACCCAAGUGUCCUUAGGGGAGAUGGAGAAGACAUUUUCUUCCACUAAUGCAACCGACAUGAAAAAUUACCACAAAGCUACUGGAGAGAGUGUUGUACAGCUGAUUUCACUCCAAAAGGCCAAUGGUUCCUGGGAUCUGGAUGAAAAUCUACCCAAGGUCCUGGAUACUAAUUUGGGAGACAUACAAGCUGCAAACCCUGCCAAACAUGAACAUGCAGUAGUCUGGGCCACAGUGCUGGCUGUGCUCUGCCUACAUGCCAGUAGCAGGGAUGUGAAGUGUGAGUGGGAACUUCUGGAGAAGAAAGCGGUGGCCUGGCUUCAUGACCAUGCAGGUUCCCCCAUAUCCAUUCUGGUGAAAGCUGCCAACACGUUCCUGAAAUUGUGUGUGAAUCCUGCUGUCUUGGACUUCUGA